Molecule: messenger RNA, 393 nt
Organism: Eutrema salsugineum
Lineage: Eukaryota; Viridiplantae; Streptophyta; Magnoliopsida; Brassicales; Brassicaceae
Product: uclacyanin-2
Cellular component (GO): plasma membrane
Molecular function (GO): electron transfer activity
Source: RefSeq, a predicted model, not a curated record
AUGGCGAUGAAUGGUUUGUCCAAGAUGGCUGUAGCCGCUCUGCUCCUAGUCCUGACCAUUGAUGUGGGUGAGGCAGCAGGAUGGGUUAGUGGUGUGGACUACACAACUUGGGUUAGUGGAAAGACUCUCAGGGUUGGUGACAGUCUAGAGUUCAAGUAUGGUUCUACACACUCAGGGGAAGAGGCGAGCAAAGCCGGGUACGAUAGUUGUGGUGGAGGCAUAGCGACCAAUAGUCAUUCUGGUGGAGACACCAAAAUCGAUCUUGAGACAGUAGGAACAAUGUAUUUCCUCUGCCCUACGCCUGGUCACUGCAUCAAUGGCAUGAAGCUAGCCAUGAGCCGGGCUUCUACUCAGGCCCGGCUCUGCUCCCACCCCAGGUUCGCCGCAGUCUGA